AUGGAACAGGAGAUGGUCGACUACCUGUACGGCCAGGAAAUGGAGCUAACCGUGGCCAUUGGUGACCGAGUGGAAAGCAUUGGAAUUGUCAAGCUGCAAAAUGACGCUUCGCUCUCUACUGUGGGACUGGUUUUUGUCAUUUUGGCCUCUCUGCUAAUCGUCGUUGUCAUCUGUGCUUUUGUCUACUACAAAACGCAGCAAAUUAACUCCUCAAAUUCAAAGGAUAACUACAAUUGGACCGAGCUUGUUCUCAAGUCAAAGACUUUGAAGGAUUUCUUCAAUGAAGCCUACACAAACUUGGAUUACUACACACAACUGGAGGACAUGGGCAAAAUUAUCGACCCAAAAGAUGUUCAGAAGUCGGACACCGUGCUCGGUGUUGGCAACUUUGGCAUAGUCACCCGUGGCAAGUUCAGAAAUGAGUGUGUAGCUAUCAAAACGCUGAAACGAAAAAGCAGUGCCGUGCCCACAUUAGAUCCAGAGAUGGCUCCUGAAACUCCCGACGCCGACCCAACCGCUUACCAGGACAAGAUACUGGCGGGUUUCUUUGACGAGGCAAUCACCAUGAAGGACUUCAAUCACGUCAAUGUUCUUUCGCUGGUCGGUGUCACUCUGGUCGACAAUUAUCCCUCCAUUCUGCUGCCAUUCAUGACUUACGGUGAUCUGGCCACUUACGUGCGAAACAGCAUGCACAGUCCCAGUGUACGCGAUCUGCUUGACUAUGCAAUUCAAGUGGCACGAGGAAUGACCUACUUGGCAAGCAAAAACUUUGUUCACCGUGAUUUGGCAGCCCGCAACUGCCUGAUCGGCCAAUUUAACGGCGAAGCGGUGGUCAAGGUGGCCGACUUUGGGCUGAGCCGCAAGUUCGAAGACAAGGAGUACUACCGCAUCAACGGCAACAAGGAGCUGCCCUAUCGGUGGAUGCCCCCUGAGUCGCUCAACGGCCUCAACAUUGUCACCUCAAAGAGUGACGUCUGGUCGUACGGGGUGCUGGUCUGGGAGCUGACCACCCGAGGGCAGAUCCCCUACGGUCAGCUGGACUUUUCCGGCGUGCUGGAGCUGCUGAAGAACGGCCAGCGGCUGACCCGUCCCGAGUUUUGCCCGGACAUCAUCUUCUCCAUCAUGUCCCUCUGCUGGCUGGCCGACGUCAAUGAGCGGCCGGAGUUCAAGGACGUACUGGCCUGCAUGGAGGAGGCCUUCCGCAUGUUGCACCUGCAGGAGAGCAACACCUACGUGAACCUCUCGGAGCCGGUGCCCACCAACCCGGUGAACAACACAGUGUCGUCCGUCAACCAGUUCGACUACCGCCGACCGGACAUUCAGCAGCAGGUGCAGCAGUACUUCGACAAGUCGCGCUCCUUCCUUCAGUUCCUCACCAACCAAAAUCCGGAGCUGUACGAGGACAUGGAGCUGGACAUGGGCGACAGUGGGUCAGCGCAGUACCCCACCUACGCGCCGCCCUCCUACUCGGCGGCCACGGCGAUGCCCUCGGAGAGUAUCGUCAUGACCAGUGCUCCCACGACGAGUGCUAGCUCCGCCAACGGCUAUCUAGGCCCUCAUGAGACGCACUUUCUGCCGAAGAGCAGCGGAAGCGGCGUCAUCUCUAGUCCAAGCACCGCCCCUAAAGCCGCCGUUAAUGGAUUGAUGAACGGCGACUACCUGCACUUCUCCGAUGCGUCCACUUUGCCUCGUUAG
This is a messenger RNA of Rhagoletis zephyria (snowberry fruit fly), 1695 nucleotides long. The record is from RefSeq and is a predicted model, not a curated record. Lineage: Eukaryota; Metazoa; Arthropoda; Insecta; Diptera; Tephritidae.